Molecule: messenger RNA, 2372 nt
Organism: Musca domestica (house fly)
Lineage: Eukaryota; Metazoa; Arthropoda; Insecta; Diptera; Muscidae
Product: 14-3-3 protein epsilon
Exons: 5
Coding region: 504-1274 (256 amino acids)
Biological process (GO): signal transduction
Cellular component (GO): cytoplasm
Source: RefSeq, a predicted model, not a curated record
AUAUCGGCAUGCAAAAAAUUUCUCGUUGCCUUGCUUGCAAUUGGCGACAAAACCACAAAAAAGGAACGAAAAACUAGUGUGACGACGAUUCUAUACAAAUCAAAUCGAGAAGCAGCGGUGUAAAGACGACGGCGAUUAUCAACCAUUUUAAAAGAUUUCAGAGCGACUUUACCCUGCGUACACCCAACGACAUUGAAAAACACACACACACACGCAUACAUUAUAGAAGAGAAGCGGCGGCUUGUCAGAGAAACAGAAGAAAAAACGUAGUAGAGAAAAAAAGUUAAGCAAAAAAAAGCAAGAACAAGAACGAAGGCGACCAAGUCGUAACUGAAAUACAGAAGCACAACGACCGACGCCGGGAUUCAAACGAAACUGUUGUUAAAUUGUUAAAAAAUUAACAAACAAGAACGCAGAAAAAGGCAUUAAAACACCUUUUCUCUACAAAUACACAAAAACAACAACAGCAACAGCAACUCUACCACAAAUAAACUAUUUGCACAAUGUCUGAACGGGAAAAUAAUGUGUACAAGGCUAAAUUGGCCGAACAAGCAGAACGCUAUGAUGAAAUGGUUGAGGCCAUGAAAAAAGUUGCCUCCAUGGAUGUGGAAUUAACCGUUGAGGAGCGUAAUCUCUUAUCGGUUGCCUACAAAAAUGUGAUUGGCGCACGUCGUGCCUCAUGGCGUAUAAUUACCUCAAUUGAACAAAAAGAGGAGAAUAAGGGUGCCGAGGAGAAAUUGGAAAUGAUCAAAACCUAUCGCGGACAAGUCGAAAAAGAAUUACGCGACAUAUGCUCGGACAUAUUAAAUGUUUUAGAGAAACAUCUCAUUCCAUGUGCCACCACAGGCGAAAGCAAAGUAUUCUACUAUAAAAUGAAGGGUGAUUAUCAUCGUUAUUUGGCUGAAUUUGCCACCGGUUCGGAUCGCAAAGAUGCGGCCGAAAAUUCAUUGAUUGCCUAUAAGGCAGCUAGUGAUAUUGCUAUGAAUGAUUUGCCACCAACACAUCCAAUUCGUUUGGGUUUGGCGCUUAACUUUUCGGUAUUCUAUUAUGAAAUUUUGAACUCACCCGAUCGCGCCUGCCGUUUGGCGAAAGCAGCAUUCGAUGAUGCCAUUGCAGAACUUGAUACAUUAAGUGAAGAAAGUUACAAAGAUUCCACACUUAUCAUGCAACUGCUGAGGGACAACCUUACAUUAUGGACAUCGGAUAUGCAAGCCGAUGGUGAUGGUGAACAGAAAGAACAAAUCCAAGAUGUUGAAGAUCAGGAUGUGUCGUAAUUUAAGUAAACCCCCCACAAAAACAAAAAAAAAAAACAAAAACAAAUCCUUAAAAACAAAACAAAAACAUACCCCCUAAAAAUACUAUUUGCAUUUCUUAUUUUUAAAACUACAACAACAAGAAACAGAAAAGGAAACUGUUCUCCUCCAGUUACUACACCCAACUGCAGCAAACACCACCCACACAACUACAAUCCCCCAGAAACAAACAAUUCAUAUAAUUCAUGGCUCCCUUCUAUAUUCCUCCCCACCCACCCAACCACUCUCUCCAAAGCAACAAGUACAUAUAAUUAAUAAAAACUAAUUUUCAAUUCGGAAAUACCAGAAACAACCCUCUUUUUUCAUCUUCUCGUUUUCUUUUUGUAUUAAUUAAAUCAAUCAGUCAGUCAGUCAGUGAGUCAAUAGAUCGUUUAUCGAUCCUGCAGAUGCAUGUUUUUUUCUACAACAACAACAACUACUAUUAUUAUUAUAUUAUUAUUAUACAUAUGUAUUUUUUAAAUGUAGUCAUUACAAUUAAAUGUAAUAUUCUAUAUUUUCCACUUUUUAUAGAGGUCACAUUUCUCAUUCGAUUCUUAAAAACAAAACAAAAAAAAAAGCAGUAAAAAAAGUAAACAAAAAUGCAGGAAACCCUAGGGUUUUCUGCUCCCACUCCACCACUCUCUAAAUAAAAGCAAAAAAUUCAGCUCGUUGUCCUUAUUAUUUUGCGACAGGGUGCUGAUACCCUGUGUCAGCAAUUUGCAGCCGCCAACCCCAUUCUCCAAUAAAAAUUACGUUCUCCACCACCACCACCUCUUUCUCCCACACUCCAUCAUUUCUCAAUGUGUGAAAAAGAAAAGCAUUUUUUUGCAUUAAAAUAUAUAAUAAAAAUUAAAUAAUAAAAAAUAUUAAAAAAGUAAAAAUUAUAUAUUAAAUAAAAACAACAACAAGAAUAAAGAACAAACAAACCAACAUCUGGAAAAAAUACAUCAAAAAAUAAACAACAAAUAAAUAAAAAAAGGAAGGAAAAACAAACAAAGAGAUACUAUCAUUUUUUUUUAACAUUGAUGAGAGAGAUUAUAGAGCAAUUGCGCAAAGUGAGAACAGAAAUUGAAUAUUUGA